Molecule: messenger RNA, 2633 nt
Organism: Etheostoma spectabile (orangethroat darter)
Lineage: Eukaryota; Metazoa; Chordata; Actinopteri; Perciformes; Percidae
Gene: txndc5
Product: thioredoxin domain containing 5
Exons: 10
Coding region: 86-1318 (410 amino acids)
Biological process (GO): protein folding
Cellular component (GO): endoplasmic reticulum
Molecular function (GO): protein disulfide isomerase activity
Source: RefSeq, a predicted model, not a curated record
CUGAGACUGCCUGGGGGCGUGCACGUCGAGAGUCUGUCUUUUCACACCAGCAGGGACACUGUGCACCCACCGACAGAGAUUCACCAUGGCCUCAGCGCUGAAUUGCACAUCCUUUAUGUUGUGUUUUAUUUAUUUUUCGUUACUGUUUGCUAGUGUAUUUUGCGACGCUGAUGCAGAAGAAGAUGAGCAUGCCAAGCACACGUACACGGUGGAGAUGUUCAACGAGGCGGUGCCCACUGCUCCCCACUUUGUCAUGUUUUACGCCCCAUGGUGCGGCCAUUGCCAGAGGUUACAGCCGGCAUGGAAUGAACUGGCAGACAAAUACAACAGCAUGGACAAGCCCCCUGUGUAUGUGGUAAAAGUAGACUGCGUCCCGGACACCAAGUUCUGCUCCAAUGUCCACGGGGUUAGGGGCUACCCCACGCUGAAGUUGUUUAAGCCAGACCAGGAGGCAAUUAAGUACCAGGGGCCCAGAGAUCUACAGUCUCUGGAGACCUGGAUGCUGAAGACACUCCAGGAGGAGCCUUCAGAACCAGAGAGUGAACAGGAGCCUCCUAAAGCCCCAGAGCCCAAACAGGGCAUGUAUGAGCUCACUGCUGUCAACUUUAAGACCCACAUAGCCAAAGGUGCCCAUUUUGUGAAGUUCUUUGCCCCAUGGUGCGGUCACUGCAAAGCCAUGGCCCCCACCUGGGAGCAGCUGGCCACCACUUUUGAGCACUCUGAUGACGUCAAGAUAGGAAAGGUGGACUGUACACAGCACUAUGAGGCGUGCUCUGAGAAUGGCGUCCGUGGAUAUCCUACUCUGAUCUUCUUCUACAAUGGACAGAAGACCGAUCAGUACAAAGGGAAAAGAGACCUGGACUCCUUCAAAGACUUUGUAGACAACCAGCUGAAGGCCGCCGUCGCUCAGGAGCAAGUACAGGAACCGAGCGAGGAUCAAAAAGCUAACGAGAUCCCCGCAGAUGAGCCAGCCAAAGAGGAGUCCAGUGUGUUGGACCUCACGGAGAGCAACUUUGACGAGACAGUAGCCAAGGGCGUCACCUUCAUCAAAUUCUACGCUCCAUGGUGUGGCCACUGUAAGAACCUCGCCCCAACAUGGGAGGACCUUUCCAAAAAGGAGUUUUCUGGCCUCACUGACGUCAAGAUAGCCAAAGUGGACUGCACUGUUGAGCGCACACUCUGUAACAAGUACUCUGUUCGAGGUUACCCCACCCUGAUCAUGUUCAAGGCGGGGGAGCAGGGUGACGAGCAUCAUGGCGGCCGGGACCUGGAGAGCCUGCACAACUUUGUGAUGAGGCAGGCGAGAGACGAGUUGUAGAAACGGCCGAGUCAGCACUCCACGCUCCACCACUCUGCAUAUCUGGCCAGUAGGACACCACUCUCUCUCCCACAGUAGCCAAACCUCUCUCGAUCUUUCUCUCCACUCGGGUUCUCUUAGAAAGGAGUCAGCAAUGACAGACUGCAGUCUUGUCUUUCUCCUGUGUUCAAGGACAGAACGAUUCAGUAGAGUGUUUGGGAUGUGAAUGUGUUUCUCAUUGCGUUUGCCGAACCUUAAACUCCCAUUAUGGAGAAUACUAUUGUAUUGGUUGGCUCUGUGAAUGAAAUGUUUGACAACCACUUUGCAAGCACUGCUAAAUCAAUCAAAACCGAAAUUUCUCGCACAGAUAAAAUGUUAAGAUGGCAGCACUAAAGGACAGAGGUCCCAGUUUCUGCCUGUUGUAGAAAAUUGUUUCUGAUGAACUUCUGUUGCCAUUUAACUUAAUGUUUUGUUAAAUGCAAUUUUUUUUACAUGGGAUCUGUUGUUAAAUCACAAGCCAUUAAUAUUACCGUACUGUCAGGCAGAAGUUUGUAAAGUUUGUGUCACCCAAAUGUGAAGUUUGAGUGUUAAGUUGAGGGUACUUUCAAUCCAUGCUAGGGAUGGCCUAACUGACUUAACUCUCAGGGAAACGCCCACAGACUAGGAGAAGAAGUGAUGGGGGCAUCAUUUUUAUCACGGGUCUGAUGAUGGCACAUGGACUAUUUUCUCUUAAUGAUGAGGCAAGAACAAGCUGAAUUAUAAAGGCUUGGUAAACUAAGCAUCUCAGUUGUGCGUCUUACCCUUUUUCUGACUCCUGUGUUCUCAAUCCGCCUUCCCUCUCUUCUUCUCCUAGCAUCAGGGUCUCAGGCCUGGACCAUGUUGCCCCAUAUCUCCAUUACUGAGCUUUUAAGAGUUACUACUUUCAUGAAAUCUGGCCCUUCAUCUUAUUCUCAAAUGUAGUCCAAAGGUGUGUGGGUCGGUGUUGUGGGAUAUCCCUCAGGCCAGGGCUGUGUUCAAAGCAUUUGGGAACCAGUAAGUGGAGCAGUAGAAGACAGUCAAAGGUUAGGACCUCUUGCAUGAGAAAUGAAGCUCCAUUUUGGUUGUGGCACUGAACUCUGGUCAUAAUUUUGAGGAAAUGAUCGGUUUCAGCUUUUACAACCUUCCUUCUGUAGUUGGACAUUUUCGUAAUUCACUGUAGAUCAGUGUCAGGUGGUCCUACUCGCAUAUCAUCUUUCUGACUGAUUGUGAUCUAUUCUUCCCCAUAGUGAUUUAAACCAGCUGCAUCUGGGGUCUUAGAAUUCAUUUGUCCUGCUCAUCUUGCCCAAAUACUUUUCUA